AUCAAGAUCUAGAAGCAAUAAGUCGAAAUGGCAGAUGCAGUACAAGCUACCCCGGCCAAGAAGGCCAGCCCAAAGAAGAGGGCAAGCAAGCCAAAGAAGCCUGCAGCCCACCCAACCUACAUUGAGAUGAUCAGGGCAGCCAUCACCGCUUUGAAGGAGCGUGGAGGUUCUUCUCGCCAGGCCAUCCUCAAGUACAUCCUUAAGACCUACAAUGUUGGCAAGAACACUACCAUGGUAAACGCCCAGCUGAGACUGGCCCUGAAGCGUGGUGUCGCCAGCGGUGCUCUGAAGCAGGCCAAAGGAACCGGUGCAUCUGGAUCCUUCAGAGUUGGUGCCGUGAAAGUGAAGAAGGCAAAGAAACCCAAGAAGGCAAAGAAGGCCAAGAAGCCCAAGGCCAAGAAGGCCAAGAAGCCCAAAGCCAAGAAGGCAAAGAAGCCCAAGGCCAAGAAGGCAAAGAAACCCAAGGCAGCUAAACCCAAGGCAGCCAAGCCAAAGGCCGCCAAGAAGCCAAAGGCAGCCAAGAAGCCAAAGAAGGCCGCGCCCAAAAAGUAGACUUUGUAACAAAGCUAUAGACUUUAAAAAUAUUAUUUAUUGACUUUGAUCGGUACUUAAAGUAUUGGUCCGUAUUCCGUCCAUCAGUGGUCGUAAGAUCUCCAGUCAGUUAUGACUUCUCUAUUGAGAACGAUACUUGAACCGGCUAGUUCGGUACUUUUUAAAAAUAAUUUUUCAACUUUCCAACUGGUUGGAAAUUGAAUUGCUAGGCAAACAAGUACUCUUUUUCUCUAGGCAGAUCAAAAACUUUCAGAGAAAUCCGAAGGUUUUGAACCUGUUAAAUGGUUAAGUUUGUACGUUAUUCAGACGGCCUUAAAAGUUCAGAUGAAUCUCUAUUCUCAGGUGUGUCAAAUAUCUUUAUAUGUUAACGUAAUAUAUAAAAAAAUAUUUAUAAAAAUUUAAUAAACAUUUAUAUAUA
Lingula anatina is the source of this 970-nucleotide messenger RNA. RefSeq names its product histone H1, sperm. NCBI's taxonomy places the organism in Eukaryota, Metazoa, Brachiopoda, Lingulata, Lingulida, Lingulidae. The record is from RefSeq and is a predicted model, not a curated record. Gene Ontology annotation, molecular function: nucleosomal DNA binding; structural constituent of chromatin; double-stranded DNA binding. Gene Ontology annotation, cellular component: nucleosome; nucleus. Gene Ontology annotation, biological process: negative regulation of DNA recombination; chromosome condensation; nucleosome assembly.